AUGCAUUUUAGAGUUCAUUCAAAGAAUUGUUGGUUGGUUACGGCAAAGCAUCACUACAACCAAUCACUGGGGUUCUCAGGUGUAUCAAGUCUUCGUCGCAUGUGUUCCUCGUAUACUAGAGCUAAACCAGAUGGUCUUGAAAGUGCUGUCUCAAAGGUUUCUUCUACAGGAGCUUCUGAAGUUGACAACACAGAUGACGGUGGAAACACCUGGAUUGAUAUGUCAGAAGAUGCUCAUCGUUCUGCUGUUGAUGCUAGCACUGCUGCAGGCAACAACAUGAAGCGUCUGAAUGAUGCAAUUACAUUUCAUGUCCAAGAGUUAUUUGGUAAUCACACAUAUCUAGAAAAGGUAAUUGUUCCACUUGGUGGGACACUGAUCGGUACAGCAAUGGCAUGGUUUGUAAUGCCUGUUGUUCUAAGAAAGCUGCACAACUAUGCAUCAGAUGGUCCUCUUAGGACAUUCGAGGGAGACUCUACUAAGAAACAUCUGUCUUAUGAAACAAGCUUGUGGAGUGCACUGGAAGAUCCUACAAAAUAUAUCAUCACAUUUAUGGCAUUUUCACAGAUGGCUGCAGUUAUUGAGCCAAGCAUUUCAGUUUAUCUUCCACAAGCAUGGAAAGGGGCAUUCGUUGUAUCUUUUGUGUGGUUCCUUCAUAGGUGGAAAACUAACUUCAUUGGUCAUGCUAUGGCCAAACAAGCUGCUACAGGAACUGACCGCGAAAGAUUGUCAGCAUUUGAUAAGGUGUCAUCGCUAGGACUGAUAGCACUUGGAGUUAUAGCCCUUGCUGAAGCUUGUGGUGUACCUGUGCAGUCAAUAUUAACUGUUGGUGGUGUUGGAGGUGUUGCUACUGCUUUUGCGGCAAGAGAUAUCCUUGGUAACAUGUUGAGUGGAUUCUCUUUACAAUUUUCAAGGCCAUUCUCAAUUGGAGACUACAUAAAGGUCCCUGGUUAUUUAUCUAACCAACCUUUUAUACUCCUUUAUUUUCCUGGAAUCUGUGUCAUGUGA
Molecule: messenger RNA, 1005 nt
Organism: Miscanthus lutarioriparius
Lineage: Eukaryota; Viridiplantae; Streptophyta; Magnoliopsida; Poales; Poaceae
Source: the annotation of a GenBank genome assembly